Messenger RNA from Hibiscus syriacus, 678 nucleotides. Its product is annotated as CST complex subunit STN1-like. Gene Ontology annotation, cellular component: chromosome, telomeric region; DNA replication factor A complex; site of double-strand break. The transcript has a single exon. Gene Ontology annotation, biological process: DNA replication; nucleotide-excision repair; double-strand break repair via homologous recombination. Bases 44 to 523 code for a protein of 159 amino acids. Gene Ontology annotation, molecular function: nucleic acid binding. The record is from RefSeq and is a predicted model, not a curated record. Lineage: Eukaryota; Viridiplantae; Streptophyta; Magnoliopsida; Malvales; Malvaceae.
UAGACAGAGAAACCGGUCUUCUUCUCAUAUUGUCCAGCCAUCGAUGGCACAACAGCCGCCGUCGAUGUUAAACGUCCAUGUAAGGCUACUAGGUUUCAGCCUCCGGUCAAUAACUCCCUCCCCCGGCUGCUCAUCCGUUUUCAAACUCAACGGCAAACCAAUCUCACGCGUCGAAGUACUCGGUGUAGUCACUUCCCGGGACUGCAAACCCAACAAAUUCCUCCGAUUCACGCUCGACGAUGCCACCGAAACCAUCACCUGCAUACUCUGGCUCAACCACCUCAGUUCCCAUUUCUUCUUUGACCGCCAACCGGGAACGCUUCGGGUUAUUGCCGAUUUAGCAAAGCGCUUUGCCGACGAUCUCCAGAUAGGGGAAGUGGCCAGAGUGCGCGGCAACGUCGGCAGCUACAGGGGAGAUUUGCAGGUCACGGUUUCCGAUGUUGUCAUUGAAAGUGACCCCAAUGCCGAGACCUUGCAUUGGCUGGAUUGCAUUAGCUUGGCUCGUCUCUGUUACUUCGCUUAGCUCUGGUAAAUUUCAAAAGGCUUUAAAGCCCAAUGGGAGUCGGUGGUUAAGAAUAUUGUAAGAAAACUUUUGGGCCUGUUGGUUUUCGUGUAAUAAAAUGGGCUAUGUCUUUUUGUUGUUAGGUUCUACGAUAUGUUAUGAAUUGGUCAAAUUUU